CAUACAUGGAUCUCUAUCCCUAUCUAUCUCUAUCUCUAUCUGAGAGCCAAAGCACCUAUCUCUCCCAACUCUCGAGAUAUAUGCUCACACACGCACGCAUAAUCUCUGUAAAUCGAUCUUUUUCCUUAAUUACCUCAUUCACAUCAGCAUUUCUUGUCUUUCUUUCUUUCCUUUCUUCUCUCCUUCGGUUUCAGUGCGUGCUCUCCUCUUUAACCUAAUCCCCAUCUCAUCUCGAUCUUCACUCACUCAUCUCCUAUAUAUAUUGCACAUUCAGUCUGUGCUUUACCUAUCCAGCUGAUCGCGUCUGAGCUUAGGGAGUGUUUGGCAAGUGAAAUUUUAGAAAAUGUUGAGUUUAAUGGAAGAAGUUAUGAGUGAGCUGAUGGGUAGGGAAGAGGUGAACGAACAAGGUCUUCCACCUGGUUUCAGGUUCCACCCAACUGAUGAGGAGCUCAUCACCUUUUACCUCGCUUCCAAGGUCUAUAAUGGCGCUUUCUGCGGCGUCGACAUAGCUGAGGUCGAUCUCAACAGAUGUGAGCCCUGGGAGCUACCAGAUGUGGCGAAGAUGGGGGACAAAGAGUGGUACUUCUUCAGCCUCCGGGACCGGAAGUACCCGACCGGCCUUAGGACCAACCGAGCCACCGGCGCUGGCUACUGGAAAGCCACCGGCAAAGACAAAGAGGUUUACAGUGCCUCCAGUGGGGCCCUUCUUGGGAUGAAGAAGACCCUCGUCUUCUACAAGGGCCGUGCCCCCCGCGGCCAAAAGACCAAGUGGGUCAUGCACGAGUACCGCCUCGACGGGGACUUCUCCUCCUACCGCCACACGUGCAAGGAUGAAUGGGUGAUAUGCAGAAUACAUAACAAAUCUGGGGACAAGAAGAACCCAAUGCAAGCUCAAGGGCAAGGGGAAGGGCAACAGAGUAAUUUCCUGCAACAAGUUGUGGAAGCUGCUUCUGCUUCUUCCAGAACUGGCUGCUUGCCUCCAUUGCUGGAAUGUCAAUCUCAGACGACUCAUCAGAACCCUAGUUUUCUGCAAAGCCCUAGUUUACUGCAGAUUCAAGAAAACGACUUGAUGAAAAGUCGUAAUCAACUGUUUCAACAGCCCUCAUUAUCAUCAUCAUCUUCAUCCUCAGCAGCAGCACUGCACUCCAUGCUCUUCAAGUCACUCCUCUAUUCACAUCAAGAUCAAGCUGGCACUGGUACUAGUGCUCCUAAACAGUGCAAGGCAGAGGCUACUAAUCUUUCCCAGUUCCAAACUCCACCUCUUAAUGCUGCUAACUUCAACUACUUGAUGGAAAAGAAUCACUCUCAUCAUCAACCAAACGUCGCAGACUCAUUGCUUCAGUUUCAUUACCAUCCCCGAAAUGCACUCUCUUUCGAUGACUUCCAUUAUUACAAUGGUGUGUUGGGGCUUUCUACAUCUGCUACUGCUGCUGUAGAUGCUGAGACUUCUUCCGCUUCCAUUGGUGGUUUCAACAGGGCAGAGGCUUUCAGACCAUUUUAGAUCCUCUCAUCAAACUCCCUGCUGCAGAAUCUUGGAAUCUGGAUAUCGCUUAAGAAUCCAUAUCAUCGAUUAUCUGAAUAUAUACAUAUAUAUAGCUAAGCUUCAUUCCAGAUAAUCUAAUCUAGUACUAGCUAGUAUGGUACGUGGUACUAAUGGCCAGGCCGGCUUUGAAUUAUUCAAUGUAUGUAUGUAUCUAUGUUGUUAUUGGGAUCUAGUGUUUUUCCUCAAUCUUAGUAUUGCUUAAAGCUUUUCUUGUUUAAUGUGU
Messenger RNA from Rosa rugosa (rugosa rose), 1766 nucleotides. Its product is annotated as protein CUP-SHAPED COTYLEDON 3. The transcript is spliced from 3 exons. The record is from RefSeq and is a predicted model, not a curated record. Gene Ontology annotation, molecular function: DNA binding. Gene Ontology annotation, biological process: regulation of DNA-templated transcription. The coding region runs from base 344 to 1501 and encodes 385 amino acids. Lineage: Eukaryota; Viridiplantae; Streptophyta; Magnoliopsida; Rosales; Rosaceae.